This is a messenger RNA of Solanum tuberosum (potato), 1515 nucleotides long. Its product is annotated as beta-D-glucosyl crocetin beta-1,6-glucosyltransferase-like. NCBI's taxonomy places the organism in Eukaryota, Viridiplantae, Streptophyta, Magnoliopsida, Solanales, Solanaceae. Bases 62 to 1423 code for a protein of 453 amino acids. Gene Ontology annotation, molecular function: UDP-glycosyltransferase activity. The record is from RefSeq and is a predicted model, not a curated record. The transcript has a single exon.
UAUUAAAACCAACUCAUCAAUAUUACCAAUUCCACAAAUUACACAAACCUUCUCUGUUUCUAUGGAUACUACUACUAGUUUGAGAGUUUUGAUGUUUCCAUGGUUGGCUCAUGGACAUAUCUCUCCUUACUUAACUGUCUCUAAAAAACUUGCUGAUCGCGGAUUUGAUAUCUUACUUUGUUCUACGCCGGUUAAUCUCAAUCUUAUUAAGAAAAGGAUUCCGAAAAAGUACUCUGUUUCGAUUCAGCUUGUUGAACUCUGUCUACCGGAAUUGCCUGAUCUUCCUCCAGAAUAUCAUACAACAAAUGGACUUCCACCUCAUCUCAACUCGACUCUCAAAAAGGCUGUCAAAAUGUCCAAACCUGGAUUUUCAAAAAUCUUACGAGAUUUGAAACCUGAUUUGGUAAUCCAUGAUGUAUUGCAAGUAUGGGCAAAGGAAAUUGCAAAUUCAUAUAAUAUUCCAGCAAUUACACUUGUAACUUUUGGUGGAGCUGUUCUUUCUUACUUUAUGCAUCCAAUGAGAAAGCCAGGGAUUGAGUUCCCUUUCCCAGCUAUUUAUCUGACGAAAAUCGAGCAAAAACGAAUGCGAGAAAUGAUGGAACAAGUUGGUAAAGAUAAGGAUCCUGAUGAUGGUGAUCCUUUCGCUGAAGAUCCUACGCAAGUUAUAUUGUUGAUGAGUACUUCAUUGUCAAUUGAGUCCAAAUACAUUGAUUACCUGAAUGAAUUGACCCAAGCAAAAUACGUUCCAGUUGGUCCUCCAAUCCAAGAACCUAUGAAUGAGGAUGAUGGGGAUAUCGAACUUAUUGAUUGGCUAGGAAAGAAAGAAGAACAUUCAACUGUAUUUGUCUCCUUUGGAAGCGAGUAUUUCUUGACCAAGGAAGACAUGAAAGAGAUAGCUUAUGGAUUGGAACAUAGCAAUGUUAAUUUCAUAUGGGUUGUAAGGUUUCCGAAGGGGGAAGAAGUCAAUCUUGAAGAAGCACUACCAACAGGUUUUCUUGAAAGAAUUGAAAACAGGGGAAGGGUUGUUAAUGGAUGGGCACCACAACCAAGAAUUUUAAGCCAUCCAAGCACAGGAGGAUUCGUAAGUCAUUGUGGUUGGAAUUCGGUAAUGGAAAGCAUAGAUUUUGGUGUGCCAAUAAUAGCCAUGCCUAUGCACAUUGAUCAGCCAAUAAAUGCAAGAUGGAUGGUGGAAAUUGGAGUAGCUGUAGAGAUUGUUAGAGAUGAAGAAGGGAAGGUUCACAGAGAAGAGGUGGCACAAGUAAUCACAAGUGUGAUUUGUGAGAAAACAGGGGGAAAUUUAAGGGAGAAAGUUAAGGAAAUAAGUGAAAAAUUGAAGUCCAUAAGAGAAGAAGAAAUGGAUGCAGCCGUUGAAGUGCUAUUACAACAAUGCAAAAACAGCAAGUUCAUUGAUUUUUCUAGCUAGUAUAAAAAAUUGGAUUAGUAAAUUACUCUCUUGUUCUUUCUUAUUUGUCUUAAUUUUCUUUUUCACAAUCAAAUGAUAUGAAUUUUAAUCAA